Molecule: messenger RNA, 918 nt
Organism: Enterospora canceri
Lineage: Eukaryota; Fungi; Microsporidia; Enterocytozoonidae
Source: the annotation of a GenBank genome assembly
AUGUCAAAAGACAUAGAAUUACCGCUGUCUGAAAAAUUAGUAAAUUAUAUCAGGACCGAGAGACCAAUUGAGAGCGAAUUUAUAAUUUCUACGGUCACAUCCACAGCGAAAAAGGUGGUCGAUGAUCAGAAGUCCCUGCUUUGUAAGGGACUUGUUGCGAUGCUUGGAAAGUCGACAAAUGAAUUUGUAGAAAAACUGUACGACUUAAAUGAGUCAAAGGAAGAGGGAAGAAAGAGACUGGUUUCAUUUAAAGAGGAGCCAAGGAUCUACUUCGGAGGUGCUGAGUCAAAAAGUGUAGGAGAAGAAGACUUCAAGAAAAAGAGGAAAAUGGAAGAGAGGGCUCCUGCUGAAACAGAUGAGUAUGUCAGCUACAACACUUACUUCAAAGAUGACGUAGAUGAAAUGGAUAAGCAGAAGUCACGAGAAGUCAUUUUCAAUAAAGUGGACGACUUAAAACAUUCACAGGCAAAACUGCUUGAAUAUGUGCAGAAUUAUGGUAAACUGGAGAGCUUUAGGCGACUCAACAGAGGAAAGUGGCUCUGGGUCUUUGAAGAUGCAGAAACAGCUGUAAAACUCGUCAUGUCAACCAAACACGUCUGUAACGACUCGUCCAUCAAAAAAUAUUUUAAUGUUUAUGCGCCUGAAUUUGUCAAAGUGGACAAGAAUGAAAUGACUAAAAAUGACAUCCAAAGUCUCCUCAAGACACAACAGGAACUGAUGGAGCGAAUUGAGGCAAGCAGAAGUUUUAGAGAGUGGAACUCGUUGAAGAGUGUGACAGCUCAGAUUAGAAGCCAGCUGAUGAGGGAGCCUGAAAAAGCACAGUUUCAAAACACCAACAGAUCUAGAAGAAGAGACCCACGAGCUGAGAUUGAGGAAGCCAAGAAAAUGGACUCCAUUUAUUCCGAUUAUUUUAGCUGA